Molecule: messenger RNA, 1560 nt
Organism: Trichogramma pretiosum
Lineage: Eukaryota; Metazoa; Arthropoda; Insecta; Hymenoptera; Trichogrammatidae
Product: zinc finger protein 525-like
Exons: 2
Coding region: 145-1176 (343 amino acids)
Biological process (GO): regulation of transcription by RNA polymerase II
Cellular component (GO): chromosome
Molecular function (GO): chromatin insulator sequence binding
Source: RefSeq, a predicted model, not a curated record
UGAAAUGUAUAUUUCAAAUUAGUAAUUUUGACUUUUAACCCGACGGUCACAUUCCUCAGUUGUGUAAGUUAUCUAUAACUAAUCAUCAGUUGUGAAACUAAACGUUGUAAAACAUUCAAGUGAGAUCAUCGAAGAACAACAACAAUGGAUAGGACCAAAGAAAAUAAUUAUACCAGCGACUUACGACCAAAAACAUUCGAAAGAGAGGAUAAUUCGGCUACACAUAUAAAAUCAGUUCGCCAAGGACGAAAAAAUUAUGUACACGAUGUAAGCAAACAAACAUUUGCGAAAGUAUUAGAUGUAAAGCAUCAUAACAAAAUUGUUCAUAAAGAAAAAAAAAACUACGCAUGUGACGUAUGUCGAAGAAUAUUUAUUUCUGGGAAAAAUUUAGCGAGACAUUAUAAGACUGUUCACGAAAAGAGAAAAAACUACGUUUGUGACGUGUGCCACAAAGCGCAUACACGUUUGUACGCAUUGAAGGAACACCAAAAAUCGGUUCAUGAAGGACGAAGAGACUACGAAUGCGACGUGUGCCAAAAAGUAUUUGCAUAUCACAAAGGCUUGAUGAGGCAUAAAAAAAUUCACAAAAGACAAAAGGAUUACCAAUGUGAUGUGUGCCAAAAAACGUUUGCAUUGAAAAAUUACUUAAAACUUCAUACUAAAGCAGUUCAUGAAGGACGGAAAGACUACGAGUGCGAUGUGUGCCAACGAACAUUUACGCAGAAGGUCAGUUUGAUGAGACACGAGCGAACAGUUCACGAAGGACGAAGGGACUACGAAUGCGAUGUGUGCAAAAAAACGUUUAAAAGAAGAAUGUCCUUGACAAUUCAUCAAAAAAGAAUUCAUGGAAGCCAAAAAGCGUGUGGAACCAAUCAGCAUUUGGCAGAUCAUCGUGGAAUAGUUCACGAAGGUCAAAAGGGCUAUGAAUGCAACGCGAGUCAGGAGGAAGUAUUUCCAGAUCAGAGCAACGCGAAGAAACAUAAAAAAAUAGUUCAUGAAGAACAAAUAAAAUAUGUUCCAGAUGUAGGUACGGCUAUAAAUAGCUUGUCUAACCACAAAGUAACUGAUGACAACGAAGAAAAUUACUUCGAAUUACAUAAUGUAUUUCGAAAAAAGUUUUAUAAAGGCCAAAAGGGCUAUGUCAGCGAUGUUAUGUUAACAAGCAAUGAGUCUUAAUUUAAAGUUCUUGUUUGAGGAAUGCUAAACGUCAAAAUUCAUUCAAAUAUAGAGACGAAAUUCGAUCACUUUCACGGUAUUAUGCUGUCAUCGAAUGCACAUACGUUUUAUUUUAUUUUUUUACUGUAUUUAUAACUUAAAUAAUCAUUUUGCCCAUUUUGAGUUUAUAUCUAAAUUCUAAACAGCGAUGAAUUCUUUAAUAUGUAAAUAUCGAUACGUGACGUUUAUAGUGUAAAUGCAUAAACUGUGGCACAAAAUGUAAAUGUAAGUCAGAUUUUUAACUCACUAAUGCGCGUCAGUGCACCAGAAAAUGUGUAAAUGUGCCUCACGCAAUUAAAAUUCAAGUAUAAAUGUUUUCUAAUAAAUAAAAAUAUAUUCAUAAGA